AUGCUCUUGGAAGUGCGGAAACAAGGUAUACGUAACAGUUGGUAUUUAUUAAUACUUAUACCAGUGGUAGCCGCGGGAUUAGCUUGUCUUAACAACCCUUGCAUUCACGGUAUAUGCAUUGAUGAUAUUAAUAGUACGUAUGCUUGUUACUGUACAGACGGUUACACAGGAGUACAAUGUCAAACAAAUUGGGACGAGUGCUGGUCAGAUCCUUGCCAAAAUGGGGGCACUUGUAUAGACGGCGUUGCGACUUACAACUGCACUUGCGCUGAAGGAUUCAUUGGAGAUAACUGUGAAACUAACUACAACGAAUGUGAUUCAAAUCCUUGCUUUAACAAUGGCACUUGUAUAGACAUGACCAAUGACUACGUUUGUCACUGCUUGCCCGGCUUCUCUGGAGAGCACUGUCAGUUUGAUGUAGCGGUAUGUAAUGCUACUGAAGAGAUCCGUUGCUAUAAUGGUGGAGAGUGUGUGGAAGGACCAGGAUAUAAAUUCUUUUGCAAGUGCUUACCAGGUUGGACAGGUCUAAAAUGCGAAGAUCAAAUAGAUGAAUGCGAAUCCAAUCCCUGUCAAAACGGAGGGAUCUGUAUCGACGCUCAUGCGGAUUACAUGUGCGCCUGUACUUAUGGUUUUACAGGCAAAAGCUGUGAAACACAAAUAGAGUUUUGCGAUGAGAACUCCUGUAGCAACGGUGCUCUCUGCGUCGUUGAAGAUGGCGAGCGUAUAUGUUAUUGUGUACCGGACUACCACGGGGAACAUUGCGAAUUGCAAUAUGACGAAUGUUUGCUAGAACCGAGAUGCAUGAAUGGUGGGACUUGUAUAGACGGCGUUGACAACUUUACAUGCUCUUGUCCCCCGAGACUUACUGGAAGCUUGUGUGAAUGCUUCAUAUUAGAUGAUGAUAGCUACGACUGUGAUUACGUCAACCCGACACGAUUUCCUAUUACUACUGACAUUGCCUUAACAUCAUUGUUUACUGAUAGUUCUAAUAUAUCUUCCAUUACUGAAACCUCAUAUAAUACGACAACUACCUCAGUCAUUACUACUAUUCCUAUUUACGAUUUCACUACUUUACGAGUCACAACGAAAUCUGAAGCAAAAGCAACUUCAAGCACUUUAUCAGAUAUAACGACAACAGAAAAAGGAAGUUUAAGCGAAGCUGUCUCAACAACCGCACCUACGGUACAAGAAGAUAUAGCUACAUCAAAAUUAGAUACAACAACUGAAAUUUUAGUACUAACCAAGCAGACUCAAGGAAUUGAUGCCGAUAGCUCUAAAACAGAAGAUACUACAGAUUGCAAUAGCAUUUGCGGUAACGCAACCACAAUGAAAAUAAGCACUGUAGCAGAAUUCGAAACAACACAAGAAAAUUUAGAAACUACUGAACAAACUGUUUAUACGGAAAAAACAAUAACAGAUCAAGGAACAACUCUUACGGUUACUACAGAAUCCACGAAAGCUAUAAUUACAACGCAAAGGACGAGUUCCACAAGCGGCGCAGAAUCACGUGACUUGGAUUCCACAACUAAACAAGACAUAACUACUGAAAAAUUAUUUACAAAUAUUCCCUUUGACCACAUAACUACUGAAGCCACAUUAACAGAUGGAACUACAGAAGAAUACGAAAUAAGUACUGUGACUGAUAGUACACAGUUGUAUCCCACUGAAUAUCCAGAGUGUACCCUAAACGUGUGUAAGAAUCGUGGCAAGUGUUUUAACGGACCCCAGGGUAUAAGAUGUCACUGUACAUUCAAUUAUAGUGGGAGAUACUGUGAGGAGCCAAUUAUUAUCACAUCAGCAGCUUUUAGUGGAAAUUCGUAUAUAGUACACCACAUUAAAAAUUCCACUUCGUUAAAUAUAGAAUUUAAUGCAAAAACUUUAAUAACUGACGGUGAAUUAAUGCACGUAGAUAUAGCGAAAGGGGUGUACAUGGAGCUUUUCAUGAACAUGGGUUUACUCAAAUUUAAAUUCUCCUGUGGUUACCAGACAAUGCUUUUGAGUGAAUUGAAAACAUUCGUAAAUAAAGGUUUUCCAAUGAAAAUAGAGACCAGAUUAGAUCUAUUUUCAAAAGAGCAACAUUGUAACGCAACCCUCCGUCUCAAUGAUACUGUUGCUAUGAGUGGCGGCCAAAUUGCCAAUAUAACGAUUCUAAAUGACAACAGUACAUUAAUUUUUGGAAAUGCACACGCAAAUGUUAACGAACAUAUGCCGUUUAUAGGAUGUAUAAAGGAUCUGAUUAUAAAUGGCGAGAAACGGUCAGUUUUUACUGAUGCAUUUGAUGCCGGUGAAGUUACUGAGUGCUCAUCACUAGGGUGUCUCUCUGGACCUUGUCUCAAUGGUGGGAUUUGCAAGGAUCACGGAGAAGGAUAUCGCUGUGUGUGUGCUAACGGAUGGAUGGGUGUAAGUUGUAACCAUUCAGUGUGCGAUAACAAUCCGUGCCAAUUCGGUGGCAGCUGUGUCCGAUAUCCUGGUAGCGGUUUCCUGUGCAUGUGUCCCUAUGGAAAGCAUGGAAUUUUCUGUGAAUAUAAUGUAGAGAUUGCCCGAGCAUCACUAGCUCCUAUAACGAUUGGAAAAUCAUCUUACAUUAUAUAUCCGUUGUCAUCACAGGCGAUGAAUUCGGAUCGUUUCGAUUUGCGUCUCAAAUUUCAAACUGAAGACAUGGAUCAAAUAGCGCUCCUGGCAUUUAUCGGGCAAAACGGUCGUCACGAUUCAAAAAGUCAACAUUUAGCGCUGACUUUUGUGAAACGAUACAUUAUGCUCACCUGGAAUAUGGGAGGGGGUUCCCGCCGCAUAUUCACCUCCAGAGCAUUAUCCCCUCGUCGUGGAGGCCAUACGGUGCGCGUGUGGAGGCGCGGCCGCACUGCUGGCCUCAGUGUGGACGGGAGAUACAAUGUGUCUGGCAAUGCGCCCGCGCAUGAUACGAAGAUGAAUGUGCUACCGUACAUAUUUAUUGGCGGUCACCCGUCGGAGCACUUCGGCGAGUUGCCGCACGACCUGCCGCUGCACAGCGGGUGGCGCGGCUGCGUGUGGGAGGUGGCGGGGCCGGCGGUGCGCGCGCCCGCGGGGGGGCGCGGCGCGGGCCAGUGCGGCGUCGCGCACUGCACGCCCACCUCGUGCCACGCGCCCAACGGCGUGUGCGUGCACUCGCCGGCUACAUACGGGUGCAUAUGCAAUGAGGGUUGGUUCGGCUCAACAUGCGCAAGUCGGCAGAGUCAGUGCGAUUUCUCUGGCCACAAGUGUCAUGGCCGCUGCGUCGUCACAGCUCACGAGCCCGAGUGCGACUGUCCGUACGGGACUAAUGGAACAUAUUGUGAAAAUGAAUUAUUCCCAGUCGAUAUUUUAUUUACGGGUAAGCGCUCGUACCUCAAACUGCACCCGCGGGCUAUAUCGAGCGUGACUCUAGCUCUCGAGGCAGAAAUAAAGCCGACUAAGGAGAGAGGUCUGAUUGCGUAUGUGGAGACGCCCCAUUUCUAUACAGCUCUGUCGCUACAAGGAGGGUUGUUGGAAUAUCGUUGGACUGAUCGCCUUUCAGGCCUAACAUCGCUAGUCCGCUCUAGUGUAGUUCUCUCCAUGUCCCAAUGGCACGCGGUGAGGGCGGGCCGGUACGGAGCCCGGCUCUACGUGUGGGUGGACGGGGCUCUCACCACUGAGCCUAUGGUGGCACACGCCUACCCGCACACGGCGAGCGAUGCUACUAUUGUUCUGGGUGGCGCUGAGGAUUUGGCGACACUCCCAUUCGACGUCAUGCUAGGACCACCCGAGGCUUAUACAGGUUGCCUUAGAAAUUUCCACGUCAAUAACAUUCUACUGCCAUUGGAACCGCAAAAUAUUGCUGCGGGCCAGAACAUAGAGUCGUGCGGCUCGUGCGCGGGGUGCCGCGGGCGGCGCGCCGCCUGCAGCCCCGCCGCCUGCGCGCCCGCCCGCUGCCGCGCGCGCCGCUGCGUGUGCCCCGCGGGCCGCGCCGGCGAGCUCUGCCAGACCGAUAUAACAGUUACAAUACCGCAAUUCGACGGCGACGCCAUGAUAUCGCUAAGUCGGCCGCCGUCCGGUCGAACGGAACAGCGCCUCACGCUGCCGGCCGCGCCUGGCUACAUAGCGUUUAAUUUCACCACCGCGGAGCCGGCUGGCUUGUUGUUGUGGAUGAAUAUGGGAAUAAACUAUGUAGGUUUAGGCCUCGAGAACGGCUAUCUCAAAUUAGCCCUGUCAUUACACUGUAACGAUGAAGAGGCUAACUUCUCCGAUUCGCCAAAAGCUCUCUCUCAGAUAAUACAAUCUGGAUUUAUGGCGGACGGAGAUUGGCAUAGCAUAGUCUUUCAAUUGGGGUCUAGGAUUUAUUUGAGCGUCGAUGGGGAAGUGUAUGUGGAUGAAACGUGUAGCAGUGAUCACGAAUUUGUAGAAGUUGACACGUUUAUCGGUGGAGUGACUGAAGAUAUUUACGAAGUUAGGAAGAUAUUCCCCGAAAACUUCCGAGGUUGUAUCGACCACAUAUCAACUAAGCAGGAAACUUACACGAACUUCACACACGUUUACAGCGAGAAUGUACUGAUGUGUCAACCCUUUCCGUCCACACGAUAGACUAUUUUAUAGAUUUUUACACUUUUAACCACCUAAGACCUAGGCCGCACUACGGUAAUCCGCCGCGAUUUUGCGUUUCAAGCAAAAUACAAAAUAAUUAAAACGCCUAACUAAACAGGUGCGGUUCCCUCAACAAAAUUCGUUUUUUAUAGAAACUACUUAAUAGCUUCGGCCUUUUAUGUUGAGAUAGUUGUAAGUCCAAUAUUCAUAGUACAAAAUUUUCUAGUCGUUUAAAUCGUGUUCUAUUAUAUUAUAAAGUC
This is a messenger RNA of Zerene cesonia (dogface butterfly), 4835 nucleotides long. RefSeq names its product protein eyes shut-like (gene eys). Gene Ontology annotation, cellular component: protein-containing complex; plasma membrane. Lineage: Eukaryota; Metazoa; Arthropoda; Insecta; Lepidoptera; Pieridae. The transcript has 21 exons. The record is from RefSeq and is a predicted model, not a curated record. Gene Ontology annotation, molecular function: calcium ion binding. Bases 1 to 4575 code for a protein of 1524 amino acids. Gene Ontology annotation, biological process: heterophilic cell-cell adhesion; establishment or maintenance of epithelial cell apical/basal polarity.